GUAUUGAUGUUUGUCAGGUAUCAGUGGUGAUAAAUUAUGAUCCACCGGUUACAUACAUGAAUCAUACUGAGCCCGAUUACGAAACAUACCUGCAUCGGAUUGGUAGGACGGGAAGGUUUGGUAAAGCUGGAAUUGCGAUCAAUUUGAUUUCCGAUGAUUUCGCGUACAAUGUCAUGAAACGUAUCGAAAGCUAUUUUGGUAGGGGAGUUAUGUUGAUAUAAUU
Messenger RNA from Gongylonema pulchrum, 223 nucleotides. NCBI's taxonomy places the organism in Eukaryota, Metazoa, Nematoda, Chromadorea, Rhabditida, Gongylonematidae. The record is from the annotation of a GenBank genome assembly.